Molecule: messenger RNA, 3424 nt
Organism: Mus caroli (Ryukyu mouse)
Lineage: Eukaryota; Metazoa; Chordata; Mammalia; Rodentia; Muridae
Gene: Edar
Product: ectodysplasin A receptor
Biological process (GO): positive regulation of JNK cascade; positive regulation of canonical NF-kappaB signal transduction
Cellular component (GO): plasma membrane
Molecular function (GO): signaling receptor activity
Source: RefSeq, a predicted model, not a curated record
UACUUCCAAGAGAUCAUGGCCCACGUCGGGGACUGCAAAUGGAUGUCCUGGCUCCCAGUGCUGGUGGUGUCUCUGAUGUGCUCAGCCAAGGCAGAGGACUCCAACUGUGGUGAGAACGAAUACCACAACCAGACUACCGGGCUGUGCCAGCAGUGUCCUCCAUGCAGACCAGGGGAGGAGCCCUACAUGUCCUGUGGAUACGGCACUAAAGACGAUGACUAUGGCUGUGUGCCCUGCCCUGCAGAGAAAUUCUCCAAAGGAGGUUAUCAGAUAUGCAGGCGCCACAAAGACUGCGAGGGCUUCUUCCGGGCCACCGUGCUGACACCAGGAGACACGGAAAAUGACGCUGAGUGUGGCCCGUGUCUCCCUGGCUACUACAUGCUGGAAAACAGACCCAGGAACAUCUAUGGCAUGGUCUGCUACUCCUGUCUCUUGGCACCUCCCAACACCAAGGAAUGUGUGGGAGCCACUUCUGGGGUUUCAGCUCACUCAUCCAGCACUUCCGGUGGCAGCACCUUGUCUCCCUUGCAGCAUGCUCACAAAGAGCUCUCAGGCCAAGGACACCUGGCCACCGCCCUGAUUAUUGCCAUGUCUACGAUCUUCAUCAUGGCCAUUGCCAUUGUCCUCAUCAUCAUGUUCUACAUCAUGAAGACUAAGCCGUCAGCUCCAGCCUGCUGUAGCAGUCCCCCAGGAAAGAGUGCAGAAGCCCCAGCUAACACACACGAGGAGAAAAAAGAGGCCCCAGACAGUGUGGUGACUUUCCCUGAGAAUGGUGAAUUCCAGAAGCUGACAGCAACACCCACAAAGACCCCCAAAAGUGAGAACGAUGCCUCCUCUGAGAACGAGCAGUUGCUAAGUCGCAGUGUGGACAGUGAUGAAGAGCCAGCCCCGGACAAGCAGGGGUCCCCAGAGCUAUGUCUGCUGUCGCUAGUUCACCUGGCCAGGGAGAAGUCUGUAACCAGUAACAAGUCUGCUGGGAUCCAGAGCCGGAGGAAAAAAAUACUGGAUGUGUAUGCCAACGUGUGUGGUGUUGUUGAAGGUCUCAGCCCCACCGAGUUGCCGUUUGACUGCCUUGAGAAGACAAGCCGAAUGCUCAGCUCUACAUACAACUCUGAGAAGGCAGUCGUGAAAACAUGGCGCCACCUUGCCGAGAGCUUUGGACUGAAGAGGGAUGAGAUUGGGGGCAUGACUGACGGCAUGCAGCUCUUUGACCGCAUCAGCACCGCGGGCUACAGCAUCCCAGAGCUGCUCACAAAGUUGGUGCAGAUCGAGCGGCUGGAUGCUGUGGAGUCCUUGUGUGCAGACAUAUUGGAGUGGGCUGGGGUUGUACCACCUGCCUCCCCACCCCCAGCUGCGUCCUGAAGAGUUUAUCUUGGACUGUCUUCCCUGGGACCAGCUGGGGAUCCAAUGAAGUCACAACCGACAGCUGUGGGUGAUGCUAUCAGACUGCCAAAACUCAAGGCGUUUCCUGGUGGGUCACUGUAUUCCUUAGGCUGCCCUAAGUAGUUCAUUGAGCAAUCAAAUGAACCAAACCAUGUGGAGAGGACACAGGUGAAGCAUCUGAUCCUGUCUUUUAAGGAGGCACUUAGUGAGAGAUGGGAGUAUGGUAUAGACCAUGUUCCCAAAACAUCACCUAGGCAAAUGAAGGGAUGCUUUUUUAAAAAGUAGCAAAAGGUAUAAGGGUGAUAGAGUCUCAAGGGGUUGAAAGUGGGAACAUCCUAAUGAAGAAAAUAACUUCAAGGUUUUAGUAAAACGGUUACAAAGUACAGACAUCCCACAUCCUUCAUGGCCUCAGACAGAGCAUGGUUUGUUGGCAUGCCCUAUGGUUUCAGAGGUAACUCCACCUGUGUUUGCAGUCACACACCAUGGUGCAAGCCUUGCAGUCACUAGUGGAAGAACUCACCAUGUGUCACUGACACACAAGGCGUGUGUCUGUCCAGUCACAAGUGUGGGCAGAUCUGGCCUCCAGCACCACUCACAGUCACAGCAGUUACAAUGUCAGGUUUGUUUUGCUUCAAAGGGACGUGUGUCCUAUCUAGAGAAGGAAAUGGUGACUUGCUCAGAGUUUGACCAUGCCUGAUUCCUGGGUGAGGCUCGAGCAAGUUCAGACACAACAUCCUGAGCCAGUGAGGGGUGGUGCAGCCCGAGACGCAGUACAGAGCUGGGGUCUGAGGUCCUGGGCCCUGGGGGAGUCAUCCAUAGUGUCUGUCUCCUCUUCCAGACUUAGCUUCUCUUAGCUAAGAGAGGUUGCUCUUCACAUCUGUAGUCAGGAAUGUUGAGGCUCCAGUGAGCGAAAGGGUGAGUGAAAGAACACGGAGGCAGAAGAGGAGAGGCCAGAGGAGCCUCCAUGGGGUAAAUAUAGUGUGGGUGGCCACAAAAAAUGAGAGUCAAGGGAAACGCAGCCGCCAUUCUCAUGUAAGGGCAACUGUAGGACUGAGCAUUUACAGGGCUCAUAAACAGCCAUUGCUCUUGGCAGAUUCUCUUACUGCACCUGUAACUGCCAGGAAAUGGGAGCCAAGGAAACUUCCCCGGCAGGGGGUUAAUGCCAAGCUGGCUGCUGGGCUCCCUCCCAGAGCGCUAACUGCAGAGAAUGCUUCCUUUCAGUAAAGCCUCUGGUUUAGAAGGCAGUUGGGGUUUUUUUGUUUUACAAGGCCUAUGACUGAACAAAGGCUUUGGAGAGCAAUCAGUGGUGUGUUUAAAACCAUCAAGCCAUUUCCCACCACUGAAUAUAGACCAUACUGUGAGAGGACCAUAAUUAGGUCCUGAAUUUUUAAUAUGAUCAUUUUCCUGUCUGUCUGUGCUGUUUUUUUUUUAAGAAGGCAUUUACUCUAUCCUGCAAGUUAAAUGUCUGCUUAAUUGUCCUUUUAAUUCCUGAGACCCUGCAGUGUCCCUUACCCCUGGUCUUCCAUAAUGACACUGCGAUUCCCCUUAAUUUGACUUGUAAAUGUCAUGCAUGAUGAGUGAGCAGGUCAGGACAGCAGGCUCUUCUCCAACUGUCAUUGUGCUGAAGAAUGGGCAGCUGCAGCCAGCAGUGUGGGCUGCUGUCCAUUCACACUACUAGGUUUCAAAGCCUGAGGCAGCCAGCAUUUUUGUUGUUUCCUUGACUCCCUGCUUGCUGCUUUAGGGGAGCCAGUCCCUUGUCAUUUACUUUACUUGGCAAUAAAUCCAGGAAGGGUUGGCUUCAGUGUGCUUUGCCAACCAACAAGACCACAGUGACUCUUGCUGACCAAUGCUGGAACUCCACACUGCCAUGUUUGUCUGGAGACUGUCAUUAUUUUUUCAGUACUUAAAGGUAUUUAGUAAACACCUGAGCUAGGUCUGAGGGCCUGAGCCAGUGAAGUCUUAAUUGUGAAUAUUUUAUAUAAUUCUGUUUAUGUAACUUAUUAUAUUUUUAUAAGCUCAAUAAACAUAUUGAUAAAAAGGA